This is a messenger RNA of Mycetomoellerius zeteki, 468 nucleotides long. RefSeq lists its product as uncharacterized. The record is from RefSeq and is a predicted model, not a curated record. Bases 1 to 468 code for a protein of 155 amino acids. The transcript has 4 exons. NCBI's taxonomy places the organism in Eukaryota, Metazoa, Arthropoda, Insecta, Hymenoptera, Formicidae.
AUGGAAAUAUUAAGGAUCAUCAUUUUCACAAUUUUAUUAGUUUCUGUGACUGCAUACGUGCUAGCAAAUAAAAAUGCGAAAUACAAAACAUGGAAUAAAAACGAAUAUAUAAAAUACAACGGAAAGCACAAAAAUUACACUGAAAGCAACAAAUCAAGAGUUUAUAUAAAAGACACUAUAAUGAGACGAUCUCAUCAAACGGAUCCCUUACUACAUCUAUCAUUGACUGAAGGCACUUGGCAAUUAAUCUUUUUGAUAAUAAUAAGCAUGUUGAUAUUCUCAUAUUUGCCAAUUUAUCUCAAAAUGAGGACGAAAUUUUGGUCUGUUUUUGCAAACUGGUCUUUUGUUACUUUGGAGGAUUAUUUCUCCUUCUGUAGACCCCUAAUCGCAGCUGUGACUCGCAAUUCAAGGGACAAUAUGUAUCAAGAAGUGUAUCAAGCAUAUAAUCUGCCAGUGGGAUUCGUUUAA